AUGCGUCUUCGAUAUGUUCACUUCAUUCUCUCCAUGCUUGCUCUUGUCGUUUUCUUUCUCUCGGCGUGCGUGUGCCUGACUGCGGAUAUGAUUGUAUUUUCCUUUCAAUUUGAAAACCGCCCGAUCCCCUCUUCUAUUUCUCCCCUUCGUCCAGUGUCCGGUAUUUAUCUAUCUAUCUAUCUAUCUAUCUAUCUAUCUAUCUACAGUUCUGUUCAUAUCUAUCUAUCUAUCUAUCUAUCUAUCUAUCUAUCUAUCUAUCUAUCUAUGUUAGAUUCUUUUAUUGUAUUUUCCCUUUCUGUCUCUCCCAGUGCGAUGAUAUCUAUCUAUAUAUCUAUCUAUCUAUCCCAGUCUGUUCAUAUCUAUCUAUCUAUCUAUCUAAUGCGUUCAUAUCUAUCUAUCUAUCUAUCUAUCUAUCUAUCUAUCUAUCUCAGCUUGUUCAUUAUCUAUCUAUCUAUCUAUCUAUCUAUCUAUCUAUCUAUCUAUGCACAGUUCAGUCUAUGGUAA
Messenger RNA from Acanthosepion pharaonis, 504 nucleotides. The record is from the annotation of a GenBank genome assembly. Lineage: Eukaryota; Metazoa; Mollusca; Cephalopoda; Sepiida; Sepiidae.